Peronospora belbahrii is the source of this 975-nucleotide messenger RNA. The record is from the annotation of a GenBank genome assembly. Lineage: Eukaryota; Oomycota; Peronosporomycetes; Peronosporales; Peronosporaceae.
AUGAGCAAUCUCUGUUUGAAUCCCGAAAAUAAAUUACACAGUCAAAAGACCCCUGCUAAGUUUUGGAGUUUCGCUUGUAGUGUCUGCAUCCGCGCCUUUGUUGUCUCCGAAGGAUACACCACAAAGCAUUACAGUACUGAACUAUAUGCGAGUUUAACGCUUGACUUGGCUUCUUCAAGACCCUAUGAUUUACCAGAAUUGGAUUCCCGUCGUCUUUUCGGCCAUCCUACCAGAAGUGUGUUUGACUCGAACGAUCUGCCCUGCCAUAUGCAAGGCCCUUCGUUAGUUUGUAGCCUUUUCUUACAGCACGUAAGCAUGCUGUUAACACAGCAUGGGAUAAUCUUUCAAUGUAUAGAAACCACUUCGGUGGUCAUCCGUAAAGUUGGAGCGAACAUAAUGUACAGAGCAGUGCUACCAAGCCUGGCCCAGGUUGGCGCAGCGUUGGCGGUUGUCGCAGGCAUUGUUGCUAGUAAAAAUGACCCGUGUAAAGAUGUGAAGACCCCUUUCGGCGGUGAUGGCGGCAAUACGAUAACGGGCUUUGACAUAGUUACGCCCGAUACAAGAGUCGUUGAGCUUAUUACCACCAGUGGUAAUCGCAUUGACGGCAUCGGCCUCGUGGUUGAUAUUCCGGGAAAGGGACGGAUCACCUUGUAUCGCUCUGGUCCGGGCGGUAGAAACACGUCAACUGUUCUUAAAGAAGACGAGUACGUCGAGGCUAUGAUUGUUGGCAGAUUUGAGCAUAAAAACCGCGAUAGUGUUACCUACGUAAACUACUAUACCUCCAAUGGUCGCAAUUUAACGGCUGGUACCACAAUGAACGCAGGACUUCGUCACUAUCCAGCACCUACGGGCUACAGACUCAUUGGUCUAAGUGGCCGCUUGGGGAAAGAGCUCGACGCGGUUGCUCCAAUCUGGGGAAACCCUGAUUGUUACGCGCGAUCACAUACUAACAAGUUAAACUUCUCAAACUUGUGA